Molecule: messenger RNA, 1098 nt
Organism: Nematolebias whitei (Rio pearlfish)
Lineage: Eukaryota; Metazoa; Chordata; Actinopteri; Cyprinodontiformes; Rivulidae
Product: LLGL scribble cell polarity complex component 2
Exons: 10
Coding region: 1-1098 (365 amino acids)
Biological process (GO): regulation of establishment or maintenance of cell polarity; establishment of spindle orientation; regulation of Notch signaling pathway
Cellular component (GO): cytoplasm; plasma membrane; cortical actin cytoskeleton
Molecular function (GO): GTPase activator activity; myosin II binding
Source: RefSeq, a predicted model, not a curated record
AUGUCCAAUAUAGGUCCACCCCGAGAGGGAGUUCCCAGUCCCACAGAGGUGCACGACUUCUUUUCCUUUUGUGUUGAAAAGCAGCAACAGGAGGGGGACAGUGGUGGUAUUUCAGAGUCAUGGGGCCGCCAGUUCGUGGUAGAGUACAUGAGUGACUCUAAGUUGACAGGCUUCCAGUCUCUGCUCAACUUCUGGCAUGAGAGAUAUGGAGCUCCAGGUGUGGAGUUCAUGGGACUACAUGAGGAGAAUGCUGCUGUAACACAGGUGCACUUCAUGCCUUACCAGGUUGAAAUGGUAACUUUGCUGGAUGACAACAGUUUACACAUGUGGACUCUGAGAGGCCACAAAGGAUUGUCCGAGCUCCUAGAGGUCGGACGCUUCAUGCUCACUGGACCUCCGGGGGCACCCCCAAGUGUGACCAGAGUAACCUCAGUGCUGGCACACUCUUCAGGAGAGCUGCUGCUGUUGGGGACAGAAGGAGGACACUUGUUUGUUGUGGAAGUGCCAGGAUUCAGAGAGUUAGAGGAGAGGAACAUCAGCCUGGACCAAGUCUCCAACAGCGUACCUGGUGACUACAUUGGUCGAAGGAAUUUGGAACAUGUGGAGGCUCUCCAUGAGAACCCCACCAACCCCAGUCAGGUUGUUAUAGGAUUUGGUCGAGGUCUCAUGGUCAUCUGGGACUUGGACAAGCAGUGUUUCAUCCAGCACAUUCCUGCUACGCAGCAACUGGAGAGCAUGUGGUGGACUGAAGAUGGAAGCUACAUCUUGAGCUCUCACAGUGAUGGCAGCUACUGUAGGUGGAGGGUGGGGGGUUGGGACGAUGAUGAUGAGGAGGAGGAAAAAUCAGACAUUCCUUAUGGACAUUUCCCCUGCAAGGCUAUUACAAAAAUUGUUCAGCUCCCCACUGCAGAAGGGCCUCCAUUCCUGCUGUUCAGCGGUGGCAUGCCUAGGGCCAGCUAUGGGGACAGGCACUGUAUCACCGUGAUCCACAGCAAAACCCACGUGGCCUUGGACUUCACCUCCAGAAUCAUUGACUUCUUCGUCAUCAGAGAUGGACCGGAGCACACAGGAUCUGGCAUCCACAUACUGUAUGCAUGA